AUGCCAGGUCGAAAAAUUCGCUUAACUUCCGGAUCGUCGCUUAUCAUCAUCGGUACUUCGCUUACAAAUUCAGCGUCGAAAACAAUCAAAGCUGAUUUCCUAAUCGUUGCACACUUUAUUUCAGUAUCCGGCUCAUCAACUGCCAAACGACAUCAUCAUCACCAUUCAGCAAAAUCACCGAAGCUAACGCGCACAUCGGCAGUUCGACAUCAUGAUACAGACCAUCUUUCACCAAUCUUUUCCAACAAAUCCAAGUUCGGUGGAGAAAAUCACCUCUUCGAUGAUCAUCUCUACGGAGGUGAUCCAACCAAAACACCAUAUGACAUCAUCGAGCAUGACGUCGCCAUCUUAAGCCAAAGAAAGGAUCUGCCACCACCUGAUUCAUUCGAUGCAUUGCAAAUCGGUAGUGAGAGAUUACGAACAAUAAUUGCUGCACUUCAUUGUAAUAUUGGCAUGUGUCGUGAAGAUCUUCUCCGGAAUCUGGAUUACGUUGCCAAUAUUCUUGAAGCUGUUCAUCAAGAUGAAACUCGGUAA
Messenger RNA from Adineta ricciae, 534 nucleotides. The record is from the annotation of a GenBank genome assembly. NCBI's taxonomy places the organism in Eukaryota, Metazoa, Rotifera, Eurotatoria, Adinetida, Adinetidae.